Messenger RNA from Eruca vesicaria subsp. sativa (arugula), 972 nucleotides. The record is from the annotation of a GenBank genome assembly. NCBI's taxonomy places the organism in Eukaryota, Viridiplantae, Streptophyta, Magnoliopsida, Brassicales, Brassicaceae.
AUGCCUAUGUAUCAGCCUGGUGGGAAUCUAGGUUCGUGGGGAGCAUCGCCACAACCGCCAAUGUAUUGGCAAGGAUUCUACCCACCACCUCCCAAUGGUCUUCCCCAGAUGCAUCAACAGUCUCUGAUUCCGCCCCCUCAUGGGCUGACAAUGCCCAGUUCUCUGCAGCAACCUCUGCAGUAUCCUAACUUUAAUGCCCCUACACCUACUGGUUCAUCAAAUUUGCCAGAACCACAUUCUUUGCUGUUUCCUUUUAGCAGCAGUUCUCAAAAUCUAGUACCCAGUUCUCUGCCCUUUACUGGUCUACCUAUGACGCUGUCUUCAGGCCUGCAAUCAACAAUGCAAUCAGCACCAUCUCCUUCCCUAGCUUCAGAGAUGGCACCUCCUUUGUUUUCGAACAAUGCUCAUAUUUCUGUGCCUCCUACCCUUCCUCAGGAUACUAACCUGCUUUCCUUUUCUGUACCGUUUACUAGAGCCACCGAUACAAGUGCUGGACUUCCACUGUCUAACAAGCCUAGUGUAGUUACUGGUCCUAUUUCUGUACCGCAGUCAACCUCUUUAACAUCUGCUCCUGUUACUGGAGCUUCUAGUUCCGUUAGCCAAGAUCAGCCAAAACCUUUGCUGAUUACUCCUGGCCAACUGCAACAGUCUGGAUCUGCUGUAGUCUCUUUGUCACCACCCUCUAACAACGCGGAUAAAGAUGUUGAGGUGGUUCAGGUAUCAUCAUCAGCUGGGUUGGAACAAUCUUCUCCAGUUACAUCAGAAGCCCAACCUCCAAUACUGCCAUUGCCUUCCUCUGCAAGGCCAACUCAGAAGGUUUUUGAUAAAUUUCCAAAAUUUAUUUAUCUACUCGUCAGUCCUUUAAAUUAUAUCGCGGCUUCAGUUGUUGAUAUGGGAAAGAGCCUUGAAUUAUCGAGAAGCGUAAUGAACACUUCACAUAAUAUGAAAUUGCAUUUGUUGAUGUCUGAAUAA